Trichoderma aggressivum f. europaeum is the source of this 642-nucleotide messenger RNA. RefSeq lists its product as uncharacterized. The record is from RefSeq and is a predicted model, not a curated record. Bases 1 to 642 code for a protein of 213 amino acids. The transcript is spliced from 2 exons. Lineage: Eukaryota; Fungi; Ascomycota; Sordariomycetes; Hypocreales; Hypocreaceae.
AUGGGGGUCCUCGACAGCUUUCGCUCGUCCCUCGCCCUAGAAAAGACUCAAACAAUCGGGACCGCUACCAGGCGAGUCAAAAGCACGCACUUGGAAGAGCUUGAUCAUCUCGCUGGCCGGCAAUUUCGAGCCACCCAGGCGCCCACAAUCUCCGUAUCUGGCCGCAGCCUCCCGCUGAUAUACAAGGUGAUAUCGACGCUCGUCUCGCCGCCCCAUUCCAUGGCGCUGUUCGUCCUCGAUCUUGACGGCCGCUUUGAUGCUACUCGCCUCACAUGCACGGAUGAUGACUUGCAGCAUGUCUACGUCCAACAGGCGCCAUACAGCGAAAGUUCAGGCACCGAUGUUGAACUCAUCCGAUCGCUCAUCGCAGAUGCUGAACGCUCCUUGGUCUACGACAGCUCCUCGGCGGCGUCUCUCUCUCGUGAAUUUUGGGGUACGAUUGUGCUGGGUGGACUAGGAGCGGGUGACUUGGUUGCUGGAUGGAAAGGCUGGCUUCAUGUUGAGCGAGAUCACGCUGCGGAAUAUUCUAUGAGAGUGACUAUGGAAGAGGCCUUUGAAAGACGCUCCAAUAGGCAGGAAGUCGUUGACAGUGCUGGUUGGGUUGCGGCAUCACCAUGGGGAAAGUUUACUUUCGACGAGUAA